Molecule: messenger RNA, 1321 nt
Organism: Anopheles funestus (African malaria mosquito)
Lineage: Eukaryota; Metazoa; Arthropoda; Insecta; Diptera; Culicidae
Exons: 1
Coding region: 63-1244 (393 amino acids)
Source: RefSeq, a predicted model, not a curated record
GACGUAUAAAACCUCUACAAGGUCCACUUCGGGAUGUAUCACACAGUAUAGAGCAUUUCACGAUGACUCCACUGAUCGUAAGCCUUGUUUUGUGCGCCUUUCAACUUAGCAUCGUAACGGCUGAGCUGAGAGGUUUGCCGGAAUCAACAGAUGAGCUGGAUGCCUGUGGUAAACAUUAUAACGAUCUACUGGCCGCCACCAACGCCUGGCACAAGAAGAGCUGCAAUGGAACGGAGAAACGGGCUGCCUGUGUGGUGCCGGAGCAUGAACAGGCCUAUCUGGAGCUGAAGCAGCGCUGCAAACAAGCGCACGACGAGCGCACCGCCAAGAUUAACGACAUUUAUGAAAAGCUGCCAAAAUACAUCACUGAGGUGGGUUCGCGGGUGAACUUGCUGAAAGAGUCGCUCCGGAACGAUAUGCCCAGUCUGCAACAGAUGGUAAAUGACCAGAAGAGUUUGCUGGAAGCUGCGUGGAAAUAUGGUGCGCAGCUUCAGCGUGAGCUGAUGCUUACCAGCAUGGAAUCGGAUCACAUGCAACGUGCGUUGCUGCUUCACUCCAUGAUGGUGAACUCUUCGCUGCAGGACAUGAUGCAGGAAAGUUACCGGUACCAUGGUGGUAACAGUCGAAUGGUGGCCCGGAUGUUGAAGUUCGUUCGUUUACUACCAUCCGCUGAUGAGCGGGUCGAGGUUUAUAAGCAGCUGGCGGGGUUGUUAAAAUCUAACAAACAAGAUGAGCUCUACCCAGCUAUCAUACUCUCCACCGACGUGAAGGAGCUGAAGGAUCGUAGCACGCCAGAUCUGGCCCAGUUCGAGAGUAAGGUCGUGGAGCGCUGGCAAGCCCAGCUGCUUGCGGGCAAUUUUAACGAGGCUCUGAUGUUCGCCCAGAGCUAUCCCGACUAUUAUGCGCACGUCGAGAAGGCCCUGUACGAGGCGCUCCAACAGCAAUGGUCGGUGGAAGCCCUCAACAGGAUGGUUCAUCUGCCUAACGCUCUGCCAGUUGCAACGCAACGUGUUACAGCUUUCCGUGCCAUUCUGGAUGCAUUGUUGGCGAAUCAAACGAAACAGCGCAACGAUGCGUACCUGAUGCGGUUGGCGCACGAGCUGACAAAGCUGGAAGGGUCACUCGACACGGACGAAACACGUCAAGCACUGGAGGAAGCCAAGAAACUGUUCGGACAGUUUACGUACACGCGCGAUUUCUCGACUUACGCAGAGCUGUACAAGGUGUUCAGGGCAGCUUUCUAGAUCACUAUCAAUUUUGUGCCGAAUAAAUCGAACUCCAUUGUACGCUUCAGAAGCAAUAAACAAUGGUAAAAUGCAAA